AUGACUAUUAAAUUCAAUAUCUGUGUGCUUACAACCGUUUGGUUAUUGUUUUCCAUCCAUCGCAUGAAAAUCGACUGCAAAGAGAGCUGUUAUUAUGUAAAUUUUCUUUACACCAACUGGACAGACGAUCGUCCGCGUUUCACAGUAAAUAUGACAUUUUCGAACAGUAAUGGCAUUGAAUCGAUUACCACCAUUAACGAGGAAAUUAAAUCGCCUGUCACAAGAAUGUUGAUUCUACAACAACGCAAUAAGGAAAAAAAGAAUAUCGUUUAUAAUGCAACAACUAGAUUAUGUGAUAUGCAUAGCAUUAUGAAUGCCGUUCCAUUAUUCAAGCCCGUGAAGGAUGGCAUUUUGAAACAAAGUAAUUAUUCAUUCAGCUGUCCCCUCAAUAAGGGAGUUUAUACCAUGAGCAAUAUGCGCAUCAGUCCAAGAAAUCCACUCCUGAGCAUAUUGCACCAGUCUAAAGGAAUCUUUGUGGUUAGAGGAGCUCUGCUGGAAGAACUGCCCAAUUCAGAAUUGCAUCCCACUAUCCACUUAUAAUUUUGCUGGCAGGAUCAUCAAAAAGAAUUGCGGGCGAAACGAUUGAACUCAACAAUAAACGUUGUACAGGGAUUAACAUCAAUCGGGAUCAAAUAAAUAACCACCUCAAAAGUAUGUUUGUAAAUUUGUAUGUAUGCCCAAAACUACCUUUAAUAAAUU
This is a messenger RNA of Drosophila grimshawi, 699 nucleotides long. RefSeq lists its product as uncharacterized. The transcript has 2 exons. The record is from RefSeq and is a predicted model, not a curated record. Lineage: Eukaryota; Metazoa; Arthropoda; Insecta; Diptera; Drosophilidae. The coding region runs from base 1 to 540 and encodes 179 amino acids.